Phoenix dactylifera (date palm) is the source of this 1485-nucleotide messenger RNA. RefSeq lists its product as uncharacterized. Lineage: Eukaryota; Viridiplantae; Streptophyta; Magnoliopsida; Arecales; Arecaceae. The record is from RefSeq and is a predicted model, not a curated record.
AAGUUCCUGUCUUUAUUGUUACCAAAAAAAAAAAGGAUAUUCCAGUCUUUAUUAUUGCCGGAUUCCUUUUUCUCCCCUUAUCCUUUUAUUUAAAAACCUUCCUUUUUUCCUUCCACCUUGUCUCCUUGUUGUUCGAUAUUGGGUGGCUCAAAGCUGUCCCGUUGAUGCAAGACUACAGUCUUUUUAGUUUUUUCUGCGGAAUUUUGGAAUUCUGGGUUCGCUUUUCUGAAUCAAAAAUUGGGUUCUUCUUUCAGUUCAUCCAUGGGAUUUUGCGUGGCGAAAAUCUAAUCUUUUUUGUCUUUUUCGGGAAAUUCGGAGCUCUAGUUUUUUUGUCUAGAGGAAAGAUCGCCCCUUUUUGCUCAUCUCAACCGGUAUCCUGUUUUUCCGAAUUUUGGCUUGUGGAUUUCGUUUUCUGAUGGAAAGCUUGCUCCUUUCGGUGAAUGCACUGGGUUUCACCUACUUCUGAUAAGCUUUUUUUCCCAUCCCUCCCCUCAGCUCUUUCGGGGUGUUUCCAUUGAGGGGUUGAUGAGAGUCUUCAUCAGAGGUGGAAAGGGUUGAAUCCAGGAAAUUUUCUUCUUUCUAUUUCGAGGGGGGAGGAGAUUCUUUCUUAUAUGUCGCUUUUUUCUGGGUAAUGACGUGGAAUUUUAGUGACCGUGAUCUGUUAAUCCUCGGGAAAUUUUGAUGAGGGUUUCCUCCUGCAACUGCCACUGCCCGUUGAUGUGCUGCUCCAAGCCCUCGCUGCCUCGCCAUUGCCCGCCGCAUGCUUCCUCGGUCCCCGCUCCGGUUUCUGUGGUUUCGGAGGAGAAGCCAUCCGAUGAGAAGGAUGCGGAUGAGCAGGCUGCAGUGGAUGAGGGUAAGGUUGAGGUCUUUCUGAAGAGCAGUCUAAAGAAGCCAGAGAGCUCUGAUUUGAAAGAAGAUGAAAAGGGGAAUGUGAAGUGGAUGGAUCUCUUGGGGAAAGAACUUGUCGAGAUUAAGGAAUUCGAACCCAGAGUAAAUAAUUACUCUUUACCAUCUUUGCUGGUGCACAUUGAUUUUAUGUUGUGAAUCAGGGGAAGAGGACAGUGCUGAUGGCAUACCAGCUUGUGUGUGUGUUAUUCAAUGAGCCCAUGAUUUGUGAAUUAUUUGUGGAAAAGGCCAAGCAGCCAUUUCUAGUUCAGCUAUUGGGAAAAGAGGCCUAAAAAGCUUUUCCUGAUGUUUUAGUAAACUCUGUACAGCUCCACCAGGAACUUGUUAAGCUAUCAAGCAUCAUGUGCAUUUUGUGCUGUGAAAUAUGAUGUCUAUCUUCAAGUAAAUACAACAGUUCAUUCAAGCAGGUGAUAUUGACGCUUGGAUAUCCAGCUCUAGUUGGGAUCGUAUGAAUUUCAUUUGUGAGAUAUAGACUGUUUAGUUGGGACCUCUAUCUGAUGUUCGCAUUAGUGAUUCUUGUCCUGUUGGUUGAUAGUGCCAUAAGGUUUAUUUAAUUUUAUAGCAUUUUCUUAUCCCUUU